Molecule: messenger RNA, 1086 nt
Organism: Cadophora gregata
Lineage: Eukaryota; Fungi; Ascomycota; Leotiomycetes; Helotiales; Ploettnerulaceae
Exons: 2
Coding region: 1-1086 (361 amino acids)
Source: RefSeq, a predicted model, not a curated record
AUGUCGUCGCCAUGGAAGAAGAAACAACCCGAGGUAGUGGUAGACGCUGUAUUAAAGCGGGCUGAAGUUGGAAAGAUUGGCCGGAAACUCAAGACUCGUCUUGCACUCGCACAAUUCAAAGCCGCUCGGGGUUGGGAGGACCUCACCCUUGACAGCAUCGAGCCCAAAGUUGAGGAGGAGCUGAGGAAGAGAAGGCCUACAUCAAGCGGAGAUAUGUUCUCGGAUUCUUCGUCCAGCGCUGCUCUUGACUUUAGGAGCUCUCCAAUCAAGAAUUCCGCAAUCUUUUCGGAUCAGGUUGGACCAAGAAGUGGAAGUGGCAGCGAAUACAGGAAACGACACUAUAACAGCUUCGAGCAGCCAAGCUCAAGUGCGAGUUCACGCAAGAGGUUCCGUUCUUCUCCAACGAAGCCGAUCAAUAACCGUGGCUAUCAGAUUACUCAAUCGUCUCCGAUCAAACCACGAAAACAGCCUCACUUCACAACAUCCUCUGGCCCAAGCCUAUCCUUCUAUGCCAGAAGUUCACAUAACGACAUGCACAAUAAUUUUGCGGCCAUAUCAGAUGACGAGGACAACCAUCUUCCUGAGCACUCCUUCAAUCUACGCUCGUCUCCACCACGAACUCCGUCGCCAGUUCGGAAUAAGGGAAGCAUUGGCCGUCGUAAGAAUGGAAAGUCGGGUGAAGAGGGUGCAGAUUUACUGCUGUACCUAGCAACCUCCCCAUCUCCUGCAAAUCCAUCUCGUUCGAGAAUGCAACCACCAUCUACUCCACCUCCCAAGGUCCUUGCGUUACCUUCAUCGAUGAUGAAUACGCCUGGAGGUAGCAGUGGUGCUGGUGGUGGCUUUAUGAACUUUCAACCAAAUACCCCUUCGCAGAAUUUCGAUUUUGCCGACUUCGUCAAUAUCACUCCUAGCCCAGCGCAAAAGGCAUGGCCAAAGACACCCCGAACAGCUAAAACGCCAUUGACUGUAACCCGAAGACGUCUGGACUUCGACAUUCCAAGCUCAAGCCCCAACAUGCGCGAAGGACCUGGGACUACUAAACAUACUGGCCUCGGGAUGCAACUUGGUGGCAAUCUGCUUUCAUGA